Neurospora tetraspora is the source of this 2210-nucleotide messenger RNA. RefSeq lists its product as uncharacterized. The transcript is spliced from 3 exons. The record is from RefSeq and is a predicted model, not a curated record. Lineage: Eukaryota; Fungi; Ascomycota; Sordariomycetes; Sordariales; Sordariaceae. The coding region runs from base 137 to 2071 and encodes 644 amino acids.
UUGUGUACUGUCUUCUUUUUGCUUCUUCUCUUUGCUUCUUGUCGCAUUAUAUCUUGCCAGUGCUCCGAGCAACAUCGAUACUACGUUCAGUCACUCUCCACUCCAACACCGGCUGGGCUCGACGGCAUACGAUACGAUGCGCUACGACGACUGGGACGUCAUCCUGUUCCCUACAGGCAGGGACGGCAAGAUUCCAAUCAAGGAGUUCAAGGUCCAGUGUCAUGUAGUCCCAGACCAGGAGCUCGCUCACAUGCACGGACAGGCUGGCUUACCUGUCAUGACUUGCUUCAUUCCCAGUCUUCCAGCCGGCAGUCCGUUCCAGAUCUCGAUGCACGCCUGGAAAACCCCUGAUAUCAGCCUGUUCACAAAGACAUACAGCAGGCAUACCGAGUUCGUCAAGUUCGAGGCGCGCAUAUUCAUCGACGGCCGCUUGGUAGCGUCUACUGCCUUCGAUCGAAAGGUCAACGGGCCCCAUCUGAUUGCAGACACCUUUGAGUAUACAAAGACGGGCGAACGCGAACGCCUAAGGUUUCCUACCUUUCGCCGUGAGCUUCUUUACGAGAGCCACUGGAGCCCUGGCGACGACCUUGGUCGCAUCAAAGUUCUUAUCAGCGAAGGCUUUCCACGCGACUCCGUGACGGUGCCCUUUGAGCGGGUCAAGAAUGUUGUCGCCUUUUCCUUCCAGCAUGCUCCGCUAGAACUGCUUGAAAACAACUCCAUUGCCUGGCCCAACCCAUCCAUGUGGCGCACCCCGACCUACAUCUCGAACAUCCCCGUCCCAACAUACCACCCCGACGAUGGUAUCAACUCCCACGCGCACUCGCCCCAGCGAGGAAAGAAAAGUAGCCAGAGCCCAGGCUUCCCAACGCCCAUCACGACCCACGGCGUAUUCCAGCCUCAACCACCGAACACCAGCUAUGGGGGUACACAAACUCUCCAGAUGCCCUACGCACCCCGAGGCGCUAACACUAGCUCUGGCUCGUCGCUUUCCUACCCCGAUCCAUUCACGGAGCCUUCCUACAUGGACUGGAUUGGCUCAAUGGGUACCAGUUCCUGGCAAUCUAGUAUGCGAAGGGGCACCCAGCAGCAGAGUAGCGAUGAAACCAUGCCCGACUACGGCGAUCCCAAUCGCGACCAACAAGAGGCUAUGCAUGUUUCUGGACAUAGCAUGGAUGACGAACAUCCUAUGAGCAUGAAGGUGCCAACGAAUACCCCGACAACAGUCCCUCCUCCUGCUGAAGACAUGACUACAGGAGUCCACUUCCCCUCCAUGUCUACCCAUAUGCCGUCCAUCCCGUCUGACAUGGCCUCCUGCUUGACCAACACUCUCUUGAACCAGCCGAUGCCACUUCCGCUUCAGCCUCACCAGGUACCUCUCCCGUCUUCGGAUGUCAAAUCACGUAAGGAGAACCGCUUCCUCACGAUCCCUGGUUCCAACCCUUCAUCAGCUCACUCGACCCCCACUGCAGACCAUAGCGACAUCCGCAAGUUCUCACAGCCGGUUUACUCCCAGUGUCCCAUCGCAUCCAACUUGUCCCAAAUGGUCUCCUCCAUGGACGGCGCGGGAAGCUCAAGCGACUCUCCAAGCUUGCAAAGCAUGUUCUCGGUCGCAGGGAGCCAUCAGAAUAGUCCGAGACAGGCCGAGUUUGGGUCCAGUUCCAACAUGUAUGGUGGCCAUGCUUCAUGUCCCAACCCUCCCGGCUUUCCUCCCAGCCUUCCCUCCAACCUUUCCUCCACUUUCUCAUCCAACCUGACUUCGAAUUCUACUUCCAACUUCUCCACGAAUCUCCCUACCAACCCUGCCUCCGGCCCGACCCCAUUUGCCCCUCGAACGGAGAGCUCGCUCAACGCUGGCCAUGGAACCGGACAGAGCAAGGGGAAUGGUAAUGGAAGUGAUUCUGCCGUAGGAAACGGAAACGGGAAUGGCAAUAUCAAGCGGACUCGAAAUUUCACACCCGCUUCUACCAAAGCUAUUGAUGAAGAGGACGAGCCACGCCGAGCGAGCCCUCAUGUGAGAACUAGGGACUAUGCUAAGGAGUAUGGGUUGGAGCAAAACAUGCUUGAACUUUGAAGUUUUAGAAAAAGCUCCAAACACUUGGUUCGAGAGAAGUACUAGUCUUAUUUCGAUCACUGCGAUGAUCCUUCGAGUUAUCAUACUAGUCUGUUGAAAAAGUUUGUUAGUUUGCUCUCCUUGAGGUUUUCUAUCCUGU